GGAAACAACACCUUUGAUGAGUAACAAAUCAAUUCAAACUGCAUCAGUGAUGAAGUUUGAAAUGGCAUCACAAACGGAAUACGACGAAACUCUUGAAAACAUCAUAAGGGAUUACAAUAAAAUGACGAAAAARGAAAAAGAACCAGUACGCUCUCAUAAUGUUAGCUUCAAGAAGAAAUCUGUGGUACUUAAAUCAAGACAAGCAACAGUGCAAACACAGACACCAAAGAUGGUUAAUAAAAAAGUUCAAACUGAACCUGAAGAAACGUUUGUAAGUACACCUUUGCUGACUUUCCAACACUUUCAGUUUCCAAUAUUAUUCAGGUACGUGAAGGGCAGAUCUCGUCUUCACACUGCAUCUUAA
Exaiptasia diaphana is the source of this 364-nucleotide messenger RNA. RefSeq lists its product as uncharacterized. Bases 17 to 364 code for a protein of 115 amino acids. The record is from RefSeq and is a predicted model, not a curated record. NCBI's taxonomy places the organism in Eukaryota, Metazoa, Cnidaria, Anthozoa, Actiniaria, Aiptasiidae. The transcript has 6 exons.